Messenger RNA from Tetrapisispora phaffii CBS 4417, 444 nucleotides. It is a transcript of the gene APS2, whose product is annotated as Aps2p. The record is from RefSeq and is a predicted model, not a curated record. Bases 1 to 444 code for a protein of 147 amino acids. Gene Ontology annotation, cellular component: intracellular membrane-bounded organelle; membrane coat. Gene Ontology annotation, biological process: vesicle-mediated transport; intracellular protein transport. The transcript has a single exon. Lineage: Eukaryota; Fungi; Ascomycota; Saccharomycetes; Saccharomycetales; Saccharomycetaceae.
AUGGGUAUUCAAUUUAUUCUUUGCUUCAAUAAACAAGGCGUUGUACGGUUAGUGAGAUGGUAUGAACAAUUAGAGAAAAAUGAAGAUACGCAAGCAUACAUUUCGUCUAUUUAUAAGUUGUUAUCUUCUCGAGAUCAUAAGAAUCAAAGUAAUUUUAUUGAAUCUUUUACUGAAAAGACGAAAUUGGUUUAUAAAAGAUACGCAGGUUUAUAUUUUGUAAUGGGAAUUGAUACUAAAGAUGAAGAAGCCAUUCAUUUAUCAAAUAUACAUCUGUUUGUUGAAGUUUUGGAUGCGUUUUUUGGAAACGUCUGUGAAUUAGACAUUGUAUUUAAUUUCUAUAAAGCAUACAUGACGAUGGAUGAAAUGUUUAUUGGUGGUGAAUUGCAAGAAAUUUCAAAAGAAGUGCUAUUGGAAAGAUUAUCAUAUUUAGAUGGCUUGGAAUAA